Molecule: messenger RNA, 1527 nt
Organism: Adineta ricciae
Lineage: Eukaryota; Metazoa; Rotifera; Eurotatoria; Adinetida; Adinetidae
Source: the annotation of a GenBank genome assembly
AUGUUUUUAAAUUCAACGGGUGUACCCGCACCUACACCAUUCGCUCCGACUCCUGUUCAAUUUUCCGAUAUCAAUGCCACCGCUCAACAACAGCAGCAACAACAGCAACAGCAACUUCAUUACAAUUUAUUAAACUUUAAUGCUGCUGCCGCUGCUGGGUUAAUCUCGCCAACGUCAACAAUCAGUACAAAUAACAAUUUAACUUCCAAUCCAAAUCAACAAUCUGCACAAUCACCAUCUCAAAUCAAUGAAUCUUUGUCAACAUCCCAACAACAGCAACAGCAGCAGCAGCAGCAGCAACAACAGCAGCAACAACAACAACAACAACAACAACAGCAGCAGCAGCAACAAUCACCAUCUCAACCGAAUACCUUUACAUAUUCGACAUUGAAGCAUCCGCAAGUUCAACAGAUUCUUCUUGAAAAUCUUUACAAUACCGUUGUUCUACGUGAAAAGAAUCCCAAUCAGUCGUAUGAUCCACGCAAGAAUCGUAAACGUCUUUCCGAUCCUGUUUUUAUGAGUCCCCCUCCCUCGAUGGCGCCAUUACUGAUCAACACUCAACAAGGCAAUUCACAUUCGCUUUUACAGCAGCAACAACUGGUUCCAAUUAAUCCAACGCUUCCCACUGAAUCAAGUAAUUUAACAUUAACACGUCGACGAUCGUUACGUUUUAUCAAACCACCAUUUAUUCUUCAAACAAUUCAUCAACAACCUUCGCAGCCAGUUCAACGCGAAUCGCAGAAGAUCUUAGUCGUUCGUCAUGCUGAACGUGUCGAUUCGACAUUCGGCGCCGGAUGGCUCGAUCAAGUUUUCGACAAAGCAACAGGCGGCUAUCGACGAAUUAACUUAAAUUUACCGAAAAAAAUGGUCACUAGAAGAGAUUUGAAAGACUUCUUAUUUGAUCCACCGUUAACUGAAUUAGGCUUACACGAAUGUAAGAUGGUUGGUGAAGAACUUGCUGCACAAGGAAUCGAAAUUCAUCAUGUUUAUGCUUCACCUGCGCUACGUUGCGUUCAAACAGCUGAUAAAAUUCUUGAAGGUCUUAAAUUGCGUGAGGAAAUACCUAUUCGUAUUGAACCAUGUCUGUUUGAAUUUCUGAAAUGGUAUCCUGUUGUACCGGUGAAAUGGCCAUUUCUUGAUCAUGAUGAAUUAGCAAGAAAUGGAUUUAAUGUUGAUAAAUCAUACAAAGCAUUUUAUCCAAUGGAAAGUUUAAGAAAAGACGAAGACGAGUUGAUGUAUUACACGCGAAGUCAUUUUAUUAUGACAUCGAUUCUGAAAAAUCACGAGAUGGAUGCCGGAAAUUUACUCAUUGUUGGACAUGCACCGACUAUAGAAGUUUGUACACGACAAUUGACGGGUGGUCAACCACGUGUUAAUGAUUUGAAAUUCCUUGUUUUACGUGUUCCUUUUCUCUCGAUGCAUUGCAUUGCAAAACAGAUCGAUGGAUCAUGGCGACCAACAAAACCUCCAAUAUCCCCGAUAAAACAUGCAGCUGUUGAACCAUUUGACUGGCGAUUUUUUCGUUAA